This is a messenger RNA of Striga hermonthica, 1179 nucleotides long. The record is from the annotation of a GenBank genome assembly. NCBI's taxonomy places the organism in Eukaryota, Viridiplantae, Streptophyta, Magnoliopsida, Lamiales, Orobanchaceae.
AAGGGAAAAGUGGAGGUUUAUUUAUCUGCUGGAGCAAUGAAGUUCAGGUGUUCAGCAUCAUUAAGCACUCCUUCUGUAUGGAAGUGGGAUUUUUGGAUGAAAAGCAGAACUGUUUGGGAUGGGGGAUUUUCAUUUAUGCAAGCACAGACAGCCACAUCAGAUCAAACCAAUGGGCCUACCUGGAGGGAGCCAGACAUAAAUGGGGUCUUCACUGGUUCUUAGGUGGUGACCUAAAUGAUAUUCUAUCAGAGGGAGACAAGAAGGGGGGUAGGAAAAGAUCCCUCAGCUCUUUUCAUCACUUCAGGAACUUUGUUAGUGGGAUGGGGAUGCUUGAGAUCAAUAUGAUUGGGCAUCCAUACACUUGGGGGAAUAACAGAGAAGGGGAGGGAUUUGUAGAAGAGAAGCUCGACAGAGUGUUUGGCUCACUGGCAUGGAAUUCUGCUUAUCCUAAUGCAGCAGUUCAUAAUAUUUUUAAAAGUGCCUCUGAUCAUAGCCUCUUGAUGCUAGACUUCUCUCAAAAUCAGUUUUACAAGAAAAAGAGGUUCAUAUUUGACAGAAGAUGGUUGCAUAGGCCUGGAAUCAAGGAGACUGUAGAAAAAGGUUGGCAGUAUGAGCAAGGGGGUACUCCAAUGUACAAUUUCCAACAGAAAAUCAAGAAGACCCGAUUAGACAUCCUAAAGUGGAGCAGCACCUUUAGAUCUGAAAAUGCCAGGAGGAUCACUCAGCUCAACCACCAACUUUCAGAGCUAAGAAAAGCAGGACAUUUGAUUGACUGGAGAAAAUGGGAUGAGUUAAAGCAUGAACUGGAUGCAGCUUAUGAACAGGAGGAACAACAUUGGGCACAGAAAGCAAGAGUUUCUUGGCUCAAACAUGGGGACAAGAACUCCCAAUACUUCCAUGCCAAGACAUUGCAGAGAAGAAGAAGGAAUAAUAUUGCUAAACUCACCAGAGAGGAUGGAGGAAUCUGUGAAACUAAAGAGCAGAUAGAGGCUUGCAUUGAGAAUUUCUAUGCUAAGCUAUUCAAAUCAGAAGGCUCAGAAAACGGUGAAAGGCUUCUCCAAGGCAUUGAACCAGUCAUUUCUCAAGACAUGAACUCUGAACUUACAGCUCCAGUGGAAGAGGAUGAAAUCAAGGCUGCCCUUUUCAGCAUUAACCCCAAGAAAUCCCCUGGAAUAGAUG